This is a messenger RNA of Sordaria macrospora k-hell, 1104 nucleotides long. RefSeq lists its product as uncharacterized. The record is from RefSeq and is a predicted model, not a curated record. NCBI's taxonomy places the organism in Eukaryota, Fungi, Ascomycota, Sordariomycetes, Sordariales, Sordariaceae.
AUGGCAACGGAACUUGAAGACAUCCAGCUGCUCACGAAACCGACGCCACCAAAACCAGCAGUCCGAGAUUUCAGGAACCUUAUGGUCUCGUUCCAUUUUCCCAAGGAGAUCCUUCAGAAGCCAGAGUGCAUCCCCAACCCAACCGAAUGGUUUGUUGAGCUACGUCACUACUUUGUCGACCUUCCGCAGCAGCUCGGGCAACUUGAAGAGUCUUCGACGAUGACUGCCAAUACCGGUACCGGCACCACAACCACCACUACAGACCAUGACGAAGACGUACGCAGCCUAGCUCACUGGAAGGACUACCAGAUACCGGAUGGUGCAGCUGGCGAGUCCAUUCUCGGAUGCAAAUAUAAUUCUCAUCAAGCGCGAUACCCCAACUUGAAGUGUACUCGUCGAAUCGUGUUCUCACAGCGAGCAAAGGACGGCAAAUGGUUGACCGGUCGUUGGAUGGUUGUCGCCUACGUCUUUGCCUCCACCCCUGACGCUCUUCAGCAGCUAGAUUGGUGCCAAUUGAUCUCGUCUGAUACCGUGGCUGAUCUCCAUGCCUACAACGUAGGGCCAAAGAAGCUCGAACACAGCUAUGCUCUAGAAUUGAGAAAAUUCUACCAGCUCGAUCGAAGCCGACCACAGUAUGUCUAUCGAUACAGCGGGACAACAACCAAAAAAGCACAGAGAUAUUGUGCCGAGAAGAAGAAGAAUGAAACCAUGCAGGCGAGUACCCGGGCCGAGUCUGAAGAGCCUGAAGACGAGGGAAUUUGGAACACGCAGAUGGUACCUACUGUUCACCAACUGGUAUCUGCCCCCUGCGCGGCCCUGUGGGAUGAGAGAUCCCCGAAAUAUGCGGGAGAUGUGCGGAUCCCUCCUGGAAUGCCCAUCCCCCUGGAGCUCGAGGACCUUUGUCAUUUUUUUCAUGAUAGGGAACAUCCUUCCCCAGUCCCGUAUCAUGUAAGAAACGAGGCGGUUCCUCCUGGAAUGGCUAUCCCGCAACAGCUCGAGGACCGUUGUCAUCUUGUCGACCGUACUUGGCAAUGUUUGAUGAUGGGAGCUGGUGGUGCCUCAAUCCAGUAUACACCUUUGGACAAGGAAUGGGAUCUGAUUUGA